AUCAAGAAGACAAAACAUCCGAAGAAGACGAAGUGACGCCGCAGCGCUGCUUAUCUUCCGUUAAUUAUGAAGUAGCUAGGUGGAAGCUAGCAAAGUGUCAAUUACCGAGUUGUGUUGGAGUAUUUUUUUCUUGAUAUGGGCAAGAGGGACAAUCGUGUGGCUUACAUCAACCCCAUUGCAGCUGCUAGAGCUAGGGGGCCAGCGCAGGCCUCAGGACCAACCAUACAGGAUUACCUGAGCAGACCUCGACCAACAUGGGAAGAACUAAAAGAGCAACUGGAGAAGAAAAAGAAAGGGUCGAGAGCCCUGGCUGACUUUGAGGAUAAAAUGAAUGAGAAAUGGCGGAAAGAGCUGGCAAAACACAGAGCAAAAUUACUAACUGACAAAGACAGAGACAAAAAAUCUGUAGACCGGGAAAAAGAGGACAAAAAAGAAAAGAAAGAGAAAAAGAAGAAGGAGAAGAAGAAAUCCAGCAGGCAUUCUUCAUCUUCCUCCUCCUCCUCAUCGAGUUCUGAUUCCUCCAGCAGCUCCUCUUCAGAGUCUGAAGAUGAGGACAGAAAGAAAAGCACGAAGAAAAAGAGGAAGAGAAAAAAAACUUCAGCCCGAAGAGCAUCUGACAGCCUGGAGGAGGAUUCAGAGAAAAGGAAACAAAUAAAAGAAGAGCUGGACAGAGAUGAGGAUGAAAAGGUAUUUCGGAAAAAAAGGAAGGCUGAAAGAAGUCACAAAUAUUCAUCCUCAGAGUCUGCUGUAGAUUCAGACGGGGAGGAGAUGGGUGAAGCCAAGAAAAAAAAGAGAAGCAGUGAGGAGGAGAAAUUCUCAGAAAAAUCUAAGAAGAAGAGGAAAAAGAAGCACAAGAAACACGGCAGGAAAAAGAAAAAGAAAGCAGCGUCUCAGUCGGACUCUGACUUUAGCUAACAGUGCUCUUCUUUUCCUGACAAUUUUCAUGUCAUAUAAUUUUGAAUUUGACUUCCAAACUGGUGAAUGAGGAGACGUGAUGGUGCAGUCCAAGGAUUAAAGUUAGAUCAAGCAAGGCCGUUUUGAUAUGCAGGUACAUAUUUUAUCGACUUUUUUUUGAGAAUAACUUUUCAUUUGUAGGUUGCAUUCAGUAACAGGACUGAUAAGAACAUCAAUAUUUUUUUUCUUAUAUUUGGUCAUAUUCUGCACCCAGAAACCCCCUCUUUCAGUAAGCGGGUCCUCGGAGAGUUCUUCCCUCUGUUUCUAGGCAGGUUUCUCCUUUCACUGCACAGGGCUUUUUCUGCUGGUGCAUGUGUCAUGCAUGUAGACGAUCUGAUGUCUUGCCAGCCUCACAUUGAAGUUGCAUUGUGCUAUGAGACAUGUUGGCUUUUCAACUAACGUGCAAAGUUGACUUGUUCCAGUAGAUGAAAUGUUACACUACAGUGUAAAUGUAUUUACCAGUGACAAUAAAGUGUUUCAGCCUUUGUUGCUGAGAGAUACAAC
This is a messenger RNA of Oryzias latipes (Japanese medaka), 1458 nucleotides long. It is a transcript of the gene fam133b, whose product is annotated as family with sequence similarity 133 member B. Lineage: Eukaryota; Metazoa; Chordata; Actinopteri; Beloniformes; Adrianichthyidae. The record is from RefSeq and is a predicted model, not a curated record.